Molecule: messenger RNA, 1626 nt
Organism: Trichoderma gamsii
Lineage: Eukaryota; Fungi; Ascomycota; Sordariomycetes; Hypocreales; Hypocreaceae
Exons: 4
Coding region: 1-1626 (541 amino acids)
Biological process (GO): DNA-templated transcription; regulation of DNA-templated transcription
Molecular function (GO): DNA binding; carboxy-lyase activity; zinc ion binding
Source: RefSeq, a predicted model, not a curated record
AUGUCCCAAGACAAGGCGCCGAAGCUCUCUACCCAUGAAUAUGACUUGAAAAUCACCAAGCGGCGAAGGUUCCGAGCGGCAAAGGCGUGUUAUCCGUGCAGACGCCGCAAAGUCAAGUGCGACUUUGGCCAGCCUUGUGAUAGCUGCACCAUCCGCGGACAUCCCGACCUUUGCAAUUAUACUCUAGCCCCGGAUGUCAGUCACCCGCCUAGAGCUAGUAACGUCUCUAAUCCGGGCUCAUCUGCUACAAGCGAAAGCGAUGCUACGGCCGCCGGCCUUGCCAAUGACAUAUCUCAAGGACUUUAUGUGAACCCAAUUGCCCCGUAUAACACCAAAGUUCAUCUAGGCCCGGAGUCUCUUCCCAGUCUUCUCACGACGUUUCAACAUCUCAGCUCUCUUCAGCAGCUUCAGGGCCAAAGUAGCCCGCCGGUAGCUGCUUUCAAGCCCUCGACGAAUCCGCAAACCAUUUUCGAACUUUUGUGUCUUCAGGAUUCCGGUGCUUUGAUACCAUUUGCCAAUCUGUGGAAACCGGAAGACGGCCCUGAAGUAAUUUAUAAAGCUUUACCCGAAGAUGAGCAGAUAAAGAGUUACGUUCAGUACUUCCAGACAUCGCUAUUCCGUAUCUUGCCAUUCACUAUCAAUUUCCUUCAAUUUGAAGCCGCAUUGUCUCGUUUUCUUUGCGAUAGAAGAAAUAAUCCCGAUGCAGCCUUGCAAACCCCACCAGCUGAAUGCACCUUGACCUGGUUCGGAUUACUAUUCAGCAUUCUCGCAUGUAGUGCGCAGCUUCGCUAUGAACAAGAAUCUGAGCUGCUCAAAGCCGGCGUCUUUGGGCUGACUAUACGCCUUGCGCAAACACUCGGCCUUCAUUGUUCUCCAGACCCCGACGAUGUUGCCAUAGAACAGAAAGGCGAGGCGACCGUAAAUUAUUACAUCUGGCGAUCCCUGAUAUGGCAAGAUACGCUGGUCUCUCUUUGGUACGGGCGGCCGUCUUGUAUCACGGUCAUGGAUGAUAUCUCACUCGAUAUACCAGCCCAAGAGUCAUCUCGACAGUAUCCUUUCACGCACAGCUGCAAUCACCUCUUCACAACGGCUAAUAAGAUUAGCCAAGCUACUAAUAGGGCCAAGUUCUCAAAACGGCAGCUCUCCCUCCUUGAGAUUCGCGAUUUCAAAAAGGUAGUUGACCAAAUUGUCGCGCGAUCCGCUCCACAUCUUCAGAAUGCCGCGAUAUGCAGAAAUCGUGACGAUUGCAUUCAGCAUCAUUUCUUCCGCGAAUUCGUGGAUUCAGUGGUACUCUGUCUCUACCGUCCAGUCAUGCUCUCGUAUGGCGAUGAGUACAGCAAAGAGCUCACAGACACCCAUCUGGAAUGCUGCCGCUCUGUUCUUCGAACUUAUCUGGAACUACUCAGGCUCGAUUGUCCAAUUCGGAGAUCGUGGGUUUUUGUUCACGUCACGCUCAGCUGUGCGUUGACACUCGCGCUGGCUGCGAACACGCAGGAAGACAUAUCCGACAAGACGUUUCUAUAUGAGUUUUUGGAGACUUUCUCUCAGGCAAAUAUUUUCUCCAAUGUGCCUUCAUACCAAAAUGCAUUGCGACUACUUCGACAGUCAUUGACUACAUGCGAUUAA